AUGGCCUGGGCUCCCAUCCGAGAGGCUCGCAGGCCACUCGGAGUCCACACCGCAGGCAACCUGGCCUGGCACCUUCAUGGGGAAGACCAUGAACAGCUGGCUACCCUGCCUAUCCCGUACCAGGGAGGGGACAGACUGUCACAGGAACUGGAAGGACACAGAUGGUGGCCAGGUCCGGCAUGGCAAGGACAGAGCUCUCGUCAUAAGCAGCGUGUCUGCUUCAGGGUGGCGGUGACUGUGCUCCCAGGGACUUAUGAAGUCACUCCUCAGUCUGAUGGCUCCAGUUCAAAGGUGAAAGUCAAGGUGUGAGUAAAUGUCCAUUGCAUCUUCAGUGUGUCCAGUGCAUCUCUAGUGGGAGUGCUCAAGUUUGAGGAAAAUGAGGAACCGAUGGAAACAGAUCAGAACGCAAAAGAGGAAGAGAAAAUGCAAGUGGACCAAGAGGAACCCCAUGCUGAAGAGCAGCAGCAGCAGCAGCAGCAGCACACACCAGCAGAAAAUAAGGCAGAAUCUGAAGAAAUGGAGACCUCUCAAGCUGGAUCAAAAGACAGAAAGAUGGACCAACCACCCCAAGCCAAGAAGGCAAAAGUGAAGACCAGUACUGUGGACCUGCCCAUUGAGAAUCAGCUGUUGUGGCAGAUAGACCGAGAGAUGCUCAACUUGUACAUUGAAAAUGAGGGUAAGAUGAUCAUGCAGGAUAAACUGGAGAAGGAGAGGAAUGUUGCCAAGAACACUGUGGAAGAGUAUGUGUGUGAGAUGAGGGACAAGCUUAGCGGCGAGUACGAGAAGUUUGUGAGUGAGGCUGAUCGAAACAGUUUUACCUUGAAAUUAGAAGAUACUGAAAAUUGGUUGUAUGAGGAUGGAGAAGACCAGCCAAAGCAACUUUAUGUCGAUAAAUUGGCAGAAUUAAAAAAUCUAGGUCACCCUAUUAAGAUGCGAUUCCAGGAAUCUGAAGAAAGACCAAAAUUAUUUGAAGAACUAGGGAAACAAAUCCAACAGUAUAUGAAAGUAAUCAACUCUUUCAAAAACAAGGAGGACCAGUAUGACAAUUUGGAUGCUGUAGACAUGAUGAAGAUGGAGAAGAGCACGAAUGAAGCCAUGGAGUGGAUGAAUAACAGACUGAAUCUGCAGAACAAGCAGAGUCUGACUGUGGAUCCCAUUGUCAAGGCAAGAGAGAUUGAAGCUAAAAUUAAGGAGCUGAUAAGUACCUGUGGGCCUGUAGUUUCAAAGCCAAAGCCCAGAGUGGAACCUCCAAAAGAGGAGCAAGAAGCCGCUGAGCAGAAUGGGCCGGUGGGCGGGCAAGGGGACGGCCCUAGUGAUGGCCCAGGCCCUCAGGCUGCAGAGCAGGGCACAGGCACAGCUGCGCCUUCGGGUUCCGACAAGAAGCUUCCUGCAAUGGACAUUGAUUGAUUCCAACCGUUGUUUCUAUUAAAAUAGACUGUUAUAAAA
Hyaena hyaena (striped hyena) is the source of this 1446-nucleotide messenger RNA. RefSeq names its product heat shock 70 kDa protein 4-like. Gene Ontology annotation, biological process: protein folding. The transcript is spliced from 2 exons. Gene Ontology annotation, cellular component: nucleus; cytosol. Lineage: Eukaryota; Metazoa; Chordata; Mammalia; Carnivora; Hyaenidae. The record is from RefSeq and is a predicted model, not a curated record. Gene Ontology annotation, molecular function: ATP-dependent protein folding chaperone; ATP binding.